AUGAAAUUAACAUCUGGGGAUAAAGCGGUCGAGUCAUGCCAACCGAAUCCUUGUCAGAACAACGGAAAAUGUGUGAUUAACAAUGGUACCAGUUACUGCCAGUGCCAAGGACACUACACCGGAAGAUUUUGUGGACUUAAUCUAUGUGAACUAGAACCAUGUGUCUUUGGCAAAUGCGAAUUAACUGCUACAAAUUUCAAGUGCCAAUGUCAGCCAGGUUAUAUGGGUACAACAUGUGAGCAGAAACAGAGACCUUGCGCUGAUAAUCCUUGCGAAGGACGUGGCAUUUGUUUUGAAAAAAAUGGUGGAUAUUUUUGUCGUUGCCAUGCUUGGUGGGAAGGACAUAAGUGCGAACGUCGCAUGAUGCAUAUACCAUAUAAACCACUUUCGGAGCGUAUGUUACAGGAACCAUUUUGGUUAGGUCUCAUUACAGUUUUUGUAGUUUUGGCUGUUAUUGGUUUAGUUUGGUGCGCCAAACGUCAUUUUCCGGAGAAAAUAGAAAAGCUGUUAGCCGAAGAAGCUGAUCGCAAUAGACCACCUGGUUCAAUACAUGGACAUCAUCAUCAUACAUCAUUGCGCGAGCAAUUGCAAUUUACAACUGCCAUACCUCAGACAACCGUCAGUAAUGCACCGGGGGCACCACGUUCCAUAUUCAACAGAUUGGGUAUAAGAAAACCAUCUCUUUUGAUUAGUUAUAUAGUAAUAUUUAAAGAGAUAUGA
Messenger RNA from Teleopsis dalmanni, 720 nucleotides. Its product is annotated as delta-like protein 1. Gene Ontology annotation, biological process: heterophilic cell-cell adhesion; establishment or maintenance of epithelial cell apical/basal polarity. The coding region runs from base 1 to 720 and encodes 239 amino acids. The record is from RefSeq and is a predicted model, not a curated record. Gene Ontology annotation, molecular function: calcium ion binding. Lineage: Eukaryota; Metazoa; Arthropoda; Insecta; Diptera; Diopsidae. The transcript has 6 exons. Gene Ontology annotation, cellular component: plasma membrane; protein-containing complex.